ACUUACAGAUGAAAAAGAUUGCAAAAAUCAACCAAGAAAUAUUGAAAAAUCUUUUUUAUAAAACUGCUGCAUAUUCGGACAGCUAAUUAAGUCACAAAUUAAAUUUUGAAAGUUGUAGUAGUUUCUAAAUUAGUUAAAAGUUAAAAUCUUUCAAUUUUAUCGUGUGAAUUUGACGAAAUAUUGCAAAAAGUUGUGUGUCAAUGUCAGUCGUGAAUGAGAGAAAAGAAGAUUUCAUAUGAUGAUUCAUUCAAGUGGUUUCAUGACUGUAUACUAUACUUAAAAUAAAGUUUAUCAAACACCAAAAUAUUCCUACACACAAUCAUUCAGUUAUCAGGGUUAAUUCUUAUCAAUUACCACAAUCAUAAGUGCACAGGAAAAGCCAAAGAGUAGCAAAGAAAAAUAAAUGGAAUGAAAAAUUGUCACAAAAUGGAAUUAAAAGUGCUAUAAAGUUUAAAGUGAAUUAUUGGAGUGUGUAAAAGUAAUUUUGCAAAAGUAUUUUGUGCAAUCCAAAAGUAGAAAAUUGUUUUAAAGUGCGAUGAAGAAGCAAUUUCAUAAAAUCAAAAUCGCAGCUGAAAAUUUCAGUCAAAGAUCAAGCAAGCCAGAAAAAAAUGAUGAGCUGCAGCAUGUUGAGCGACAGGUUGAUAAAUACCGUGAUGUUUUACAAACUCUCAGUAAAAAAGUGUCACCAUCAAACUCGAUAUCAGGACAGGAUGUAGUAGCACGUGAGAAGCGUAUGAAGAAGACUCAUGAAUAUCUUUUGGGUCAAGCGAUGGAAGAUUUAGAAAAGGAUUUACCCGAGGGAUUACUUCGGAAAAUUUUAGAUUAUUGUGGAAAACUUGAGAAAACAAUAGCAAGCGAGAUCGUGAAAAAUGAGAUGAACAUUGAAAGUGAUGUCAGUAAGAAGCUCAAUUCCAUCAUUGAAAGUCACAUAACGACAGUGCAAAAACAGAAACGAGUCGUUGCUAAGUGCCAUCAGGAUAAUGAAGCAGCAAAGCAGAAGUUACAGAGUGCUAGUCGACUCAGUGAGAAUGCAGCAAAAAUGAACCAAUUGAAAGAUGACCAAGAAGAAUGUGAAACGCGAUUAGAGAAGGAACGUGACAUUUAUGCAUCUAACAUGUUUGAUUUAUUAGCAGAAGAAGAUAACAUUUCCAACUACAUUUUGAACUACGUUAAAUAUCAACAACUUUUUUACAAGUCAGCGCUUGAGGAAAUUGAAAACCUCAUGAGUGAUAUGAAUGCAAUGAUAAGAGUUAGUAACAAAAGAGUAUUCAAUACAUCGCUUGAGGAUCAUCUUGAUACGAGCGGAAGGAAGAUUUCCUACGUAAUUGAGCUAUGUGUUUGUUGUUUACUUGAAAAAGGGCUAUACGAGGAGGGUUUACUGAGAGUAGGUUGUGGAAAAAGCAAACUUAUGCGUAUGAAAAGUGCGAUAGAUGCAAAUUUUGUAACACCACCAAUUCCACUUGAGUAUCAAGAUGUUCAUGUUGUUGCUUCUGUUUUGAAAGCUUAUCUUCGAAGUCUUCCUGAGCCAUUGUUGACUUAUCGUCUUUACAAUGAUUUCAUGGAAGUCUCUCAAAUUGUCAACGAUCAACAACGAAAAGCUGCCAUUCUUAACAUCAUUAAUCAAUUGCCUGAAGGGAAUUACAACAAUCUUAAAUAUCUGAUGAAGUUUCUAUCGAAAUUAAGUGAAAAGAACCAACAGAAUAAAAUGUCAACACAGAAUAUAGCGAUUGUUAUGUCGCCAAAUCUUCUUUGGCCGCAGAAUGAGAAUGAUCAGAAUUAUGCGCAACAGGUGACAUCAACAUCGGCUGUGAAUACCGUAGUUGAAACGUUAAUUGGCGAUUGGGAUUUCUUUUUUGAAGGCGACGUCAACUUUUACGAGACAAUGAGUCGUGAUGAGCUUUUCCCUGAUAACGGUGGCUUUCCUUAUGAUAAAGAACAAGCAGUAACUCACCAUACGAAAGCUGCUGAUCAAGUGAUGAUGUCUAUGUCAAUGAUUGUUGGUGGUGAGAAUGUUAAGAAUGGUCCAGGACAUGGACAUGGUCAUAUACAAUCGAAAUUAUCGCAUUCGCGUUCGAGUAGUCAUGAUACUAGUCUCAUAUUAAUAAAUGAUCCUCCGAUGAAAUCGAGUCGUUCAAAUAGUUCACUUUCCGAUACAAGUCCAACGACGGGCUCACCAAAGUUACCGACACGACGGAAACCAAAAGCUCCUGUACCGCCUGCUUUGACGACACCACCAUCAGCUAAACCAAAAUUGGAAACGAAAAUUUCCUUACCAAUGAGCGUCUCAAAGCUUCAUGACACGUCAAGUUUUAGUUAUAUAGAUUCAGAUCCAUCACUUCAUGUCGAAGAAGGAAGUCUUAAGAAAGCUGGAAGUUCCGACAAUAUUCUAGCAAAACCCGACCGUCCACCACGUCCUGUCUUAGCUAAUGCUGAAUGUCAGACAAUGUCGAAAGCCUUUGUUCGUCAAGUGCCGUUGAAAGAUAAAUCAUCAUCAGCUUCAGGUUCGUCAAGACCUGUCGCAGCACCAAGAACCACACUCAUCAGAGGUGAAUUUGAAAAGAGUGAAGAAAAUUUGGUAAACUUACGAGAAAAGCCAGCAAUUCCAGAUAGACCAGCAACAUUAGUUCGACCAGCAUCAUUUCGAGCAGCAACUGGUGGAAUGUCAUCACCAACAUCAAUUUUAACUAAUGAUAGAUUGGUUGAAGAAUUGAGUGCAACAUUUGCGAAUAAAGCUGCAACAACAGUUCGUCGAAAUAAUUCACUUCGUGAUGGACGAUCAUCAGAAUCAAAUGGAGAAACGCCACAAUCGAAACAAGUGACAACAAUGUACAGUGUUGAUAAACAACAAGUGUCUAUAGUUGACUUACCACCAACUGGAUCGCCUCAUACAUCACGAAGACAACUCUUUAUUAAUGAAAGUGAUAACAAGGAAAAUAGUCAAAAUUUGAAUGUGAAAAGUGAAUUGAGUGGAUCAACUGAUGCCCUUACUGAUGAUCAAUCUCAACAACAACCGUCAUCGCCUAGAGAAGGAAAGAUUAAACGACCACAAGUUCCACCACCAGCACGACCACGAAGUAGCGAUAGCUCGGGUGACACCACUAAGUUAUAACAUGAAAUGCUUAUAUAGUAAAUCUUAACGCCAUCGAGAAAUUCGAUGGUUAAAUUUCUUUUUAUUAUUUAAAUUUUCAUUCAUUGUUUAAAUAUCUUAUUGUGACAAUUGAAUUGUUUUGCAUGAAAAUGAUGUUUAUGUAUACUCCGCAUAUGUUUUCAUUCUUUCUCCUCUUACAUUAAAAAUGUUUAGUCUGAUACCGAGUGAAAAUCAGGUUGCAGCAUCUAAAAGGGGAAGAAAAGAAAAAAAAGUUUUUUCAAUUUAAAGCUCAAAUUUAAACAGAAAGAAAUUCUCAUGAAAAUUAUAUCGUUGCUUCUUCGUAAUGCUUUUUAACAAAGAAAAUAUAUUUAUAGGAAGUGUGAAGGGAGAAAAAUUUGAUCAUCAUAAUCGAGUCUACAAGUUAAGAAGACAAAAGUGAAGAGAGAAAGAGAGUUUGCACUGUAUUGAAAUGUUAUUGCAGUGUAAAUUCUUCUACGAAAUAUUAAUUAUUAUUUUCAUAUCAACAAAAGUAAACAACUAAAGAAAGAGAUAUUUAAAUUUAGUGGGUGUUUUAGUGAGU
Molecule: messenger RNA, 3668 nt
Organism: Clunio marinus
Lineage: Eukaryota; Metazoa; Arthropoda; Insecta; Diptera; Chironomidae
Source: the annotation of a GenBank genome assembly